Branchiostoma belcheri (Belcher's lancelet) is the source of this 792-nucleotide messenger RNA. RefSeq lists its product as uncharacterized. Bases 1 to 747 code for a protein of 248 amino acids. The transcript has a single exon. Lineage: Eukaryota; Metazoa; Chordata; Leptocardii; Amphioxiformes; Branchiostomatidae. The record is from RefSeq and is a predicted model, not a curated record.
AUGAUCCAGCCAGCUCCGGGUCAACAACCGCCAGCAGUAAGCUUCUACCUGGAUGGAGUACGCCUUGAGUGUGUCAAGCACUUCAGUUAUCUUGGCAGCACUCUUAACCACAAGGGAAACAUUGACGACGAAAUCUCACACAGGCUAGGUUGUGCCUGUGCAGCCUAUGGUAACUUAAGGGAACGGGUCUUUGACAAUGCAAGCCUUAAGACGGUAACAAAGCUGCAGGUGUAUAAAGCCGCAAUUCUUCCAACCCUCCUCUAUGGUUGUGAGGCCUGGGUCACCUACCGAAGGCAUCUUAAGACCUUGGAACAGUUCCACCAACGCUCGCUGCGGCGUAUUCUGAACAUUUCCUGGACUGACUAUCGCACCAACACCAGCGUGCUAGCUGAAGCCGGCUCUUGGAGUAUUGAGGCCCUCGUCAUGCGCAGUCAGCUACGUUGGUCUGGCCACUGUGUACGAAUGCCAGACAAUCGGCUCCCCAAGCAGAUUCUUUACGGUCAACUGGAGCAAGGGACCCGUGCAAGGGGGGGACAGAGAAAACGGUACAAAGACACACUUAAACAUUACUUAAAGAAAGGUCACAUUGACCCCUCAAACUUCCAAGCCCUCUGCCACAACCGCAGUGCCUGGAGGCAGAUGUCCUACACGGCUGUCUCAACCUUUGAAAGCGAGAGAGUUGCCGCCGUGGAGGCAAAAAGGAUGGCCAGGAAGGAGCGUCAACGUCAACGUCAACAAAAGGACUAAGAACUAACACCAUUGGACUCGCCCUACUCCGUGGAGUGGCUGUCA